UCCAGCCGCACGUCUUCAGCGGGCUCCUCUGGGCCACCGUACACAUACACAUUGUUGCAGGAAAACGCUUGUAUGAUAUCCCACAAAAAACGUUUUAUUUCGACUGCUUUAACCGUGUGUGAUCAUGACAGAGUACUCGCACGUAAAGUCCACCAAACUGGUCCUAAAAGGAUUAAACGAUAAAAAAAAGAAGAAAAGGAACAAGGACAAGAGAAAACGAGAUGGUGAUGAAGACAAGCUGGAUAUCGUUGGAGGAUGGUGGUCAGUGAAGAGUUUUGGCGAGAUCACAGGAUCAGUGGCUAUUGAGAUGCACAAAAACUCCUACAUUCAUGCGCUGGACACUGGACUCUUCACUGUAGGAGCUCCACAUAAAGAGGAUGAAGGCCCAGAUCCUCCAGAACAGUUUACUGCCAUCAGACUCUCAGACUCCAGGAUAGCGCUAAAGUCAGGCUAUGGGAAGUAUUUAGGUAUAAACUCAGACGGUGUUGUGGUUGGUCGAUCAGAUGCCAUCGGCUCUAGAGAGCAGUGGGAACCAGUGUUUCAGGAUUGUAAAAUGGCCUUGCUUGCUGCAAACAGUUGUUUCAUCUCGUACAGUGAGAGCGGAGACAUAGUGGCCAAAAACAAGACAGCUGGAGAGGAGGAGAUGAUCAAGAUCCGUUCAUGCACAGAAAGAGAGGUGAAGAGAAAAGACGAUAUAGCAGAUGAAGACAGGGGUGAUGUCAAGGGCUGUGAGGUCGACUAUGUGAAGAAGUUCCAGAGUUUCCAGGAUCGGAAGCUGAGGGUGAAUGAGGAAGACAGCAAUUUGCUGAAAAAAGCCAGAACAGAUGGAAAAUUCCAUGAGGCACUGCUGGACAGGAGAGCCAAGAUGAAGGCUGACAGAUACUGCAAGUGAAUCCAGAAGUGGUGUUUUUUUUUUCUUCCUCAGAUUAAAUUUUACAUUGGCAUGGAAGCACUGCCAUUUAUAUAUAUAUAUAUAUAUAUAUAAUAAACCUAGUCACUUUUCACAAAAAAAAAUGUUUUGUUGUUGUUGUUUUUAGAUCGCCUAUCAAUUAUAUUGUUAUUAGUUAAGUCAUUUGUUAAAUUACAGUAAUUUGUUUAAUAUUGGAUUGUAAAUUUGAUGAAUUCCUCAUAUUAAAUGGAUUAAAUCUCAA
This is a messenger RNA of Onychostoma macrolepis, 1151 nucleotides long. It is a transcript of the gene frg1, whose product is annotated as FSHD region gene 1. Bases 125 to 892 code for a protein of 255 amino acids. The transcript is spliced from 9 exons. NCBI's taxonomy places the organism in Eukaryota, Metazoa, Chordata, Actinopteri, Cypriniformes, Cyprinidae. Gene Ontology annotation, cellular component: striated muscle dense body; nucleolus; catalytic step 2 spliceosome. The record is from RefSeq and is a predicted model, not a curated record. Gene Ontology annotation, molecular function: actin filament binding.